UCCACACCACCACUAAUAAUGUGUAAAACUAUGAUUAAGUUUCAAUAUUAAAUUGUUGGUGUCAAGCAAGUGUCAAGUCACUAAUUUAGCAUUUGGUGUUUAGACCUUAUAAAUAAACGACUCAAAUUUUCAAACUGCUCCGAGUGUAGAGUCGAACUUGUAGAAAACUAUUUUAAUAGCCGACAUCGUCGAUAAUUGACUAUAAUUAAAGUUCGUUACAUACAGUGAGUGUGGACGCGUCAGCGAAUCGUAUCUUUGAUAACAAUAAAUCAACAAAGUCUUGUACAGCAGUACCAAAGUCAAAAUGGAAUUGAAAUGCAAAGUUCAAAAUUAUGACUGGGGGAAGCUGGGCCGAGAGAGUACAGUGGCUAAAUUAGUGUCUCAAGCACACCCUGAAGAAAGUAUUGAUGAUAGUAAGCCAUAUGCUGAGUUGUGGAUGGGCACCCAUCCAAAUGGUCCAUCACUUAUUAUUGAGAGAGGUAUUCUUUUGUCGGAGUAUAUAAAAGCCAAUCUAGAUGCCAUUGGACCUGAGGUGCGGAAGCAAUUCGGUGUUGCCGUUCCGUUUCUGUUGAAGAUCUUGUCAGUUCGGAAAGCCUUAUCUAUACAGGCACACCCUAAAAAGGAACAUGCUGAAGAGCUUCAUAAGAACUUCCCUGACAUCUACAAAGAUCCAAACCACAAGCCUGAGCUGGCCAUAGCUCUGACACCAUUUGAGGCUCUCUGUGGCUUCCGGCCAUUAUCAGAGAUCAAGACCUUCCUUUCAAAGUUGCCAGAACUGACGAGCAUACUGUCCAAGGAGAGUGUAGAUGUAUUACAGGCGUGUGAAGGACAGGGAGACAAUGACAAAGUCCUGAGAGAUGUGUUCCACUCUCUGAUGACUUCUGACAAGACUGCUAUAGCUAAUAGCCUUCAAAGUUUACUGACGAGACUGGAGAAUGAAGACACAUCAACCCAAACCUCCCUACUGCUCCCGUUGUUAAGGAGGCUCCACACAGACUACCCGGGUGACGUUGGCUGCUGGGCGCCAUACUUCAUGAACUACCUGCAGCUGCGGCCGGGCCACGCCGUCUUUUUGAAACCUAAUUUACCUCACGCGUAUAUUAGUGGCGAUUGCGUGGAAUGCAUGGCAUGCUCCGACAACGUGGUUCGCGCGGGCCUCACUCCAAAACUAAUCGACGUGGCGACGCUGGUGUCCAUGUUGGACUACUCCAGCUACGCGCCGGACCAGCUGCUGUUCACGCCGCAACUAGAAGACGCCAACAGCUGCAUCUGGCGCCCGCCCGUCAAGGACUUCGCUGUCAUUAAAAUCAGGGUAGAAUCAGGGGACUCCUACAACACGAUUAACCGUCCAAGUCCGAGUCUGAUAAUCAUCACGUCAGGGCAGGGCGAGGUGUGUGACACGGAGCCGGUAAGCGCUCGGCCCGGCGUCGUGGUGUUCCUGAAAGCCAGUCGACAGCUCACACUCACGCCUAAAGACGGGAACCAUUUGGAAGCUUACCAGGCUAUAUGUAACGUGUGAUAUUUAGUUCCUAUUAUAUAUUUAGUCUAUGGUUUGUUACAUAUCUAAUUAUGGACAGGAAGAAGAACAGCUUUUUACAAGAAGAAAAUGCUUUUUAAUAGUUUUAGACUUGUUUUAAUUUAGUAAUUGGCAUCUCUACAAUAGUGAUUUAUUUGCAACCAUAGACUAAAUUUCUUCGAAUUAGAAGGUAUUACAAUACAAUUAUAAUGUAAAACUCUUUAUUGCACUCAAAAUCAGCCUGCAAUAUCCUAACCAAACUACCUAGUUUGGUUAGGAUAUUGCAGGCCACAAAGUGUUUUUUGUGAUGAGUCCCCACUGGGAUUCCAAUCCGGAACCUCCGGAUCGUGAGUCCAACGCUCAACCACUGGUCCAUGGAGGCCGUUUUAGGAAAUUGUUCAAACUUACAUGCUAGUAAGUUUUUUCACGUGACUUAUUGCUAAUUUGCUUCGGAAGGCGUUGCCGACUUGCCGGAGAGGAAAGGCAGUAUUGUAUGUGUAGCGGACUUAACUAGUUGACUAGCUAGUUCCGUCCAUAACCAACAGAUGGCGCGGAAAACAAUGAAUGCAGUCCUGAAACGCGCAAGCUAAGUUUGCACAGCGCCUUGUGUAACAACUUCAAAUCAUCGAUCCACUAGUGGCAUGUGUAACGUUUGCCAAAUAAUGAUGUGUAAUAUAGUACAUUUAUAAAGUAUUUAUCACAAAGUAUUAUUAUGACAUUUUGAUUGAAUUAUUGUUAUUUUAAGAAUUACCUAGUUAUUGUAAGGAGAUAAAAUGUCUUAUCAUUACAAAUUAUGAUGUUCCUAAAAUUGAGUGCCUUAUUUCUGAAAUUUAUUUACGGAAUAAACCAAAUUCUAUUUA
Messenger RNA from Pectinophora gossypiella (pink bollworm), 2376 nucleotides. RefSeq names its product mannose-6-phosphate isomerase (gene Mpi). The transcript is spliced from 7 exons. Gene Ontology annotation, cellular component: cytosol. Gene Ontology annotation, molecular function: mannose-6-phosphate isomerase activity; zinc ion binding. Bases 305 to 1519 code for a protein of 404 amino acids. The record is from RefSeq and is a predicted model, not a curated record. NCBI's taxonomy places the organism in Eukaryota, Metazoa, Arthropoda, Insecta, Lepidoptera, Gelechiidae. Gene Ontology annotation, biological process: carbohydrate metabolic process; GDP-mannose biosynthetic process.